Trichogramma pretiosum is the source of this 1407-nucleotide messenger RNA. Its product is annotated as GDNF-inducible zinc finger protein 1-like. Gene Ontology annotation, molecular function: RNA polymerase II cis-regulatory region sequence-specific DNA binding; DNA-binding transcription factor activity. The transcript is spliced from 3 exons. Bases 37 to 1143 code for a protein of 368 amino acids. Gene Ontology annotation, biological process: regulation of transcription by RNA polymerase II. The record is from RefSeq and is a predicted model, not a curated record. Lineage: Eukaryota; Metazoa; Arthropoda; Insecta; Hymenoptera; Trichogrammatidae.
UGUUGGUUAACGUUAGUACAGAAAGAUUAGUCUUGUAUGGAAUUUGAUGGUAACAAGAUGGACUCUUACAGUUUACUCAACGUUGCUGCGAGAAUCAAAGACGAGCCCGUUGACGAGUUAUUUACAGUGAAUGAUGGUCAUGAAGUAACUGAAAAAACAUCCACUAUCCAAAACGUUCAGACCUUUACAAUUAAGCAAGAGAAUUCAACUCACAGGUUUAAAAAAUGUGAUGAAACUCGAGAAAAUGAACACGAAGAUUUGCGGAUCGAGCUCGAAUGCCGCGAACAGAAACCUAAGUUUAAUUCCGGGCUGAAAAUUGAAGAUAGUUCUGAAAAUUAUUUGCAGGAUAUGAGCAGACGCUGGACAGAUGAAAACAAUAUUAAAAAAGAAAGUUUUGUAGAAGUGAAGAAAGAACCUGUGGAAGAUGACCCCGAUGACUUGGUGACAAAUGACGAUUUAGGUGGGCAAAAGAAAUCGAGAACCAGCAUUGAUACGAGGCCUAAAGGUGCUACUUUUUCUUGUCAUAAAUGUAAAAAGACAUUUAAACAUAAGCCAAGUCUUAAACAUCACAUCAAAUCAGUCCAUGAAGGUAUCAGAUAUCCAUGCGAUAUAUGUGGAACGAAAUUUGCAACAAAGGGUAAUCUCGAAAAGCACAUGGAUUCAGUGCAUAAUAAGAUAACUCACCCAUGUAAUAUGUGCGAAAAGACGUUCACAGCAAAGAAUAAUAUCAAAAAACACAUAGAUUCGGUACACAGUAAAAUCGCACAUGCAUGCGAUAUAUGCGGAAAGUCAUUUUCACAAAAGAGCUAUCUGAAAAUCCACAUCGAUGUAAUGCAUAUUGAUAAUAUCAAACAUGCAUGUGAUAUAUGCGGGAAGAAAUUUGCAGUCAAGUGUGGUCUCAAAAACCAUAUCGAUGAGGUACACAACGGUGUCACACACGCAUGUAAUAUUUGCGGAAAGUCAUUCACAAGAAAAGGAAGUGUCAAAGGACACAUUGACAAAAUUCACCAAGGUGGCACCACUCAUGCAUGCGAUAUUUGUGAAAAGAAAUUUAUGUAUAAGAGUAGUCUUAAUUGGCACGUAAAAUCGUCCCAUCGCACCACAUUAACUGAAAAGACAGAAAAUUGUCAAAAUGCAAAUUGAUACAAUGCCUAAUGGCGUUAAUUACAUAUCGUAAAAAUAUCGAGUUAGAAAAGCAAAUUCAUCGACAGCAGAUGUUUUGUAAAAAAAUUAAAAUAUUAACGAACGCAUCGAUGCAGCAUUGGGGAACCAAGGACGGUUAUCCGUACAUUUUUUUAGCAGAUUACAUUUUCCCUAGAAUAUAGAAAAUUGGACGCAAAUUUGAAUGAAUAGUUCAAAUAAAAAUAGAGCUCAUAAAUGUAGGUUUUUUUGUAUUAUAAUUUUACA